Physella acuta is the source of this 675-nucleotide messenger RNA. Its product is annotated as ribonuclease P/MRP protein subunit POP5. Gene Ontology annotation, molecular function: ribonuclease P RNA binding. The record is from RefSeq and is a predicted model, not a curated record. Lineage: Eukaryota; Metazoa; Mollusca; Gastropoda; Physidae. Gene Ontology annotation, cellular component: ribonuclease P complex. Gene Ontology annotation, biological process: tRNA 5'-leader removal.
GUCGCUUUGGAUAUUAGGACGAAGUGGCAAAUGUUAAGUUAUAUUUCGGUUUUUAUUUUCACCUCUAAAGGGAGAAAACAAAAUGGUGCGAUUUAAAAACAGGUACGCAUUGUGUGAACUAAUAUUUCCUGAUCAACCAUCAGGAGCAGUUAACUUUGGCUCCAAGCUCUACCAAGAAGUCAAUAGAUGUAUACUAGAGAAUUAUGGAGACUAUGGAGUAGGAGCUCUACAGUUUUCUCUAGCUGUCAAAUAUAUAAACAUCGACACUAAAAUAGCUAUUAUAAGAGGAGAAAGGAAACAUUUUGACAUGGUGAAGUCUACUCUACCAAUGAUUCGUAACAUUGGACCUGAUAAAGUUGUUUUCAAAACUCUUCACGUGGGAGGGUCCGUAAGGGCUUGUCAAAAGUUUUUAAUAAAAUACCAUCAUAAAAACAUGGCCCAAGCAUAUAGGAAUUGCAAAACUGAUGAGCAGAGAGCCAGUGUUCUCAAAGUGAUCAUGGAUGCUUGUGACAGCCUUGAAAAUUUUGGAUCCAAAGAAAAAGCUGUAAGACCAACUGCCCUUGAUUCUUUAAAAAGUCAAGAGGACAUGGAGUGAUAUAAUUAUAACCUUAAUUCUGUAAUUUACAAUGUAAAUACUUCUUUAAAUAUGUUGAAAAUAAAAAUGUUGAUUAGUUA